Messenger RNA from Cololabis saira (Pacific saury), 1879 nucleotides. It is a transcript of the gene aip, whose product is annotated as aryl hydrocarbon receptor interacting protein. The record is from RefSeq and is a predicted model, not a curated record. The coding region runs from base 38 to 1063 and encodes 341 amino acids. Gene Ontology annotation, molecular function: peptidyl-prolyl cis-trans isomerase activity; protein binding. Lineage: Eukaryota; Metazoa; Chordata; Actinopteri; Beloniformes; Belonidae. The transcript has 7 exons.
UUCGGAAAACAUCGACAUUUUCCGUAAACGGUUAAGGAUGGAGGAAGAGGCACGCAAGCUUCUCCAAGAAGGAAUACGAAAGAAACUGGUCAGUCCCGGUAAAGGAGAACUGUCGACCUUCCCCAAUGGCACCAAGGUUGUGUUUCACUACCGCACCAGCCUGUGUGAUGGCACAGUGCUGGAUGACUCCAGAACCAUGGGGGGCCGAAACAAACCUAUGGAGCUCAUCCUGGGCAAGAAGUUUAAGCUGGCUGCGUGGGAGAGAGUAGUCAUCACCAUGAAACAAGGAGAAAUAGCAGAAUUUACCUGCGACACUAAGCACACAGCGCUGUACGCACUCGUGUCCCAGUCCCUGAGAAACAUAAGUGUGGGUAAAGACCCUCUGGAGGGCCAGCGGCACUGCUGCGGCAUCGCUCAGAUCCACUCGCAUCACUCUCUAGGACACAAAGAUCUGGACAAGCUUCAGGCCGAUCCGCAGCCUCUUGUCUUCACUAUUGAGCUGCUGGAGGUUCUUCCUCCAGGGUCGUUCCAGCUGGAUAUGUGGGCUAUGACGGACAAAGAGAAGCUCGAGCUUGUGCCUCAUGUCCACGAGGAGGGAAACACGCUCUUUAAACAAGGCAAAAUUAAGGAGGCAUCAGAGAAGUACUACAACGGCAUCGCUUGCCUCAAAAAUUUACAGAUGAAGGAGCAUCCUGGGGAUGAAACCUGGAUAAAGAUGGACCAAAAGAUCACGCCACUGCUUCUCAACUACUGUCAGUGCCUGCUACUGCAGGGCCAGUACUACGAAGUCAUCGAACACUGCUCCUCCUUGGUCUUCAAAUAUGAGGAUAACGUGAAGGCCUACUACAAGCGGGCCAAAGCUCACGCUGCCGUUUGGAACGAGACGGAGGCUCGAGCAGAUUUCAACAAGGUGCUGGAGCUGGACCCGUCCCUGGAGCAGUCCGUGAGCAAGGAGCUGAAGGCCAUGGAGGAGAGGAUCCGCUCCAAGCAGAAGGAGGACAAGGGCCGUUACAAGGGCCUGUUUGACUACAACACACGGCCGGCCACCGCCACGACAGGAUGAAUCUCAUAACAGAUUGGAUUCAUGGAUGCCAAUGAAUUUCAAGAUGGAGAAGAAACAGAAGACACUCCUGGUGUUUUAGUUUGAUCAACGCACCCAAGUGCAACGUGUUGCCAACCUGCUCUUCAUCACACAUACAUGCAAACGCAAUUUGCAUUCCUGCCACUCUUCUGAGAAAACGUUCUAAAUUUAGAUGUGGGGCUCUGAUGAAAACUUCUGCACUCGCCUGCAAGACCCCUUCAUUCUGUGCAUUAUAUCUGUAAUGCAACUUACAUUUGAUUUUCAUUUAGUUAUUGGUCUCCUAAGGUUUCAAAAAUAUAAAAAAAAAAAAUGUGAGCAGCUUACUAAGUGAGCAGUGAGUUUACCUUAGCAAGAGGUUUUUUAAUUUUCCUUUGCCCUUCACACCACAAACACCAGUUCACAGAGGAAUACAAUUCCAGAGACACCCUCCCUUAGGAAAAUACUAUUAUUCUACUUGUUUUGUACAAGGACACAUGAUGUACUCCUAUGUGGACCUUAGCCGUCCCGUCACAGUCGAGGCACCGUCACCACGUGAAAGCUGGAACCAUGAAACCAAACCAUUCUGUGACAAUCACUGAAUAAAACACACAGAUUGUGUUUUCUUCGCUUUUUUUUCUCCUAUGUGCUUAUGUCAUAUUUAAAAAAAAAUACUACAAUUAUUUUGUUUUGUUCUUGAGAUGUAUUCAGCUAAAACUCAUAACAGCAAGAGCUACUCAUUUCUCUACAUGUUGUGAAGCAAUGAGUCAUUAACCGAGGUUGUGAUUAUGUAACUGAAAAUAAACUUGCUUAUUCCCAGCU